Limanda limanda (common dab) is the source of this 3512-nucleotide messenger RNA. It is a transcript of the gene abcb7, whose product is annotated as ATP-binding cassette, sub-family B (MDR/TAP), member 7. Lineage: Eukaryota; Metazoa; Chordata; Actinopteri; Pleuronectiformes; Pleuronectidae. The transcript has 16 exons. The record is from RefSeq and is a predicted model, not a curated record. Gene Ontology annotation, biological process: intracellular iron ion homeostasis; transmembrane transport. Bases 17 to 2257 code for a protein of 746 amino acids. Gene Ontology annotation, cellular component: mitochondrial inner membrane. Gene Ontology annotation, molecular function: ATP hydrolysis activity; ABC-type transporter activity; ATP binding.
UCCUACUUAUUCCAACAUGGCGCCCAUGUUGGCACCGCUGAAUUGCUGCUUUCACAUUCAAAGACGGAAACUAGCGCUUCUCCUCCGACAGACGAGCUCGUACCACGUCUGGAAUAAGAGCGGCAGCGGGAGGGGGACCGAGUCCAAGCUCCACAGCGGCGGCCUGCUGAGUUCCCCCCCACACUUACGAACAGCGACAUGGAACACAAACGGAAGCGAAAACAGUCGACGGAUUUUGGAGGCAGCAAAACAUUUGCAGGUGACUGAGAAACGGACAUGUUGGCACGGUAGUGCUGGGGGAAGGCUGAAUGCUGAUCCCAAAAAUGUGCUGAAGGAGGUGAAUUCAGCCAAGAUCCUGUCGGCAAUGUUGACUUACGUGUGGCCAAAGGACAGACCUGACCUGCGGGCCCGUGUGGCCAUUUCUCUUGCCCUGCUCGCUGGAACCAAGAUGACCAAUGUGACGGUGCCCUUCAUGUUUAAGUAUGCAGUGGACGAGCUUAACCAGAUGUCGGGACACAUGCUGAACCUGAAUGACGCGCCAAGCACAGUGGCUACCAUGGCAACGGCCGUGCUGAUUGGCUAUGGCGUGUCACGGGCUUGUGCGGCCCUCUUCAACGAGCUGAGGAACACUGUGUUCGGCAAGGUGGCCCAGAGCUCCAUCCGCCGCAUCGCCAAGAACGUCUUCCUCCACUUGCACAAUCUGGAUCUGGGUUUUCAUCUCAGCCGCCAGACAGGAGCGCUGUCCAAGGCCAUCGACCGUGGCACACGAGGCAUCUCCUUCAUUCUCAGUGCGAUCGUCUUCAACCUAGGACCCACGAUCUUCGAGAUGGGCCUCGUCACUGCCAUUUUGUAUUACAAGUGCGGUGGGCAGUUUGCAGCAGUGGCCUUGGGUACCUUAUCAUCAUACACCCUGUUCACCAUUCUAGUCACUCAGUGGAGGACUCGCUUCCGGAUAGAGAUGAACAAAGCGGACAAUGAAGCAGGCAACACAGCUAUAGACUCCCUUCUUAACUAUGAGACUGUAAAGUACUUCAACAAUGAGAAGUAUGAAGCUGAAAGAUAUGAUGCAUUCCUGAAGGUUUAUGAGUCAUCCUCUUUAAAAACCACAUCCACGCUCGCCAUGCUCAACUUUGGCCAGAAUGCCAUCUUCAGUGUCGGCCUCACUUCCAUCAUGCUGCUGGCCAGCAACAGCAUCGCAGCAGGUACGAUGACCGUGGGAGACCUGGUGAUGGUGAACGGUCUGCUCUUCCAGCUCUCCCUCCCUCUCAACUUCCUAGGCACAGUGUACAGAGAGACCAGACAGGCUCUGAUAGACAUGAACACUCUUUUCACUCUGCUCAGCAUCGACUCCAGGAUCAAGGAAAAGGAUCUCGCCCCGGUUAUAGCCAUCACACCGCAGGAGGCCACCAUCCGAUUUGAGGACGUAUAUUUUGAAUACCUGGAGGGUCAGAAAGUGCUGAACGGAGUGUCCUUUGAGGUUCCUGCCGGGAAGAAGGUGGCCAUCGUUGGUGGCAGCGGGUCUGGGAAGAGCACCAUUGUGCGCCUGUUGUUCCGCUUCUUCGAGCCCCAGCGGGGGAACAUCUACAUAGCGGGACAGAACAUCCGAGACGUCAGCCUCGACAGCCUGAGGAAGGCUUUGGGGGUCGUGCCUCAGGACGCUGUUCUGUUCCACAACACCAUCUUCUACAACCUGCAGUACGGCAACAUCAACGCGACAGCAGAGGACGUUUACCAAGUGGCACGUCUAGCAGGCAUCCAUGACGCUAUCCUCCGCAUGCCCCAUGGCUAUGACACCCAGGUCGGGGAGCGGGGCCUCAAGCUGUCAGGAGGGGAGAAGCAACGUGUCGCCAUCGCCCGUGCGGUCCUGAAGAAUCCACCCAUUCUCCUGUAUGACGAAGCAACGUCCUCCCUUGACUCGAUCACAGAAGAGAACAUCCUGAAUUCAAUGAAGGUGAUGAUAAAGGACAGGACAUCGGUGUUCAUCGCCCACAGGCUCUCCACAAUUGUAGACGCGGAUGAGAUUAUCGUGCUCAACGAGGGUAAAGUGGCAGAGCGUGGCGACCACCUCUCCCUCCUCAGCAACCCCGGCAGCUUGUACGCAGACCUGUGGAACACCCAGAACAGCAGAAUCCUGAACGACAGCAAGAACUCGCUCAAGCCGAAGCCUGAGCGCCUGUCCCAGAAGGAGGAGGAGAGGAAAAAAUUGCAGGAGGAGAUCCUCAACGGUGUGAAGGGCUGUGGGAACUGCUCCUGUUGAGAGGAGCUGCCACCUCCACGUCUCUUCGUCCCUCACAGAUGGCCUAUGCUGGAAUCCCUGGUCUGUGCGGUAUUAGGAAGGGGGGGGGGGGCUACGUCCCCACAACCCACUCCCAACUCCAGCCAAGCAUCCACCCAUGUGACUAUACCUCCCCCUCCUCAUGUGAGUAAAGGCCAGUGCUCGCCAAAGUGAAGGAGGAGGAGCAGAACAGGGAGCAAGUGUGUUUAGCACUGGCUGGUGUCCAGAGAACGAGCCUUUAUGCCAGUUGCCUCAGCUGAGCCAAGCAUAAGAGACCUUGUAUAUCACAUACGUGUGUGUAAGACAUCUGUUAGUCAACAUGGUUGCCCCCCCCCCUUUCCUCCUCAUUUUUGACAUCAGGUUUAUUGACAUCUUCCAUCGCACUGGAAACGGAUGAGAGCACACGUUAUGAUGUACAUAUGCCUUGAUUUGUAUUAAUUACGUUUUUAAAUUAUUUUCAAAAUAAACUGAAUAGUUUGCUUUUUAUAUUAAUGAUGUGUACAUAUAGAAAUGUGCUCUGCCACCGGGUUAGAAUACAGAAUAACAGAGGUUGUUUGAUAAACAGCAUUUCAGAAAGCCGAUACCUCAGCGCUGUUUAGUCAUAAUGCACAUUGCCCAUUAUAUUGUUCUAAAAAUACCAACUUUGGCAGAUAAUCAAGUCUUCCAGACAAAUCGCAUCAUAAUAUGGAUGUUUGGACGCGUGAACAUGCAAAACAGCUCCCCAGUGAAUUAGCAAUAUGUCACAGUCGCAUUCAUGUAAAUAUACCACUCUGAGAAUAACAAGUGGAAUCUCUAAUAAAUCAUGAAUGGAUUUCAUCACACUGCAGCCACAUUAAGAGGCAACGACUUGAAAGCCUCCUCUGGGAACAUUCCACAGUCAUAUCAUUUAGCCUUGGCAGACGGGCCGCCUCGUAAGAAAAGUUAUGUUUGAGAUUUUAACCGUGACAGCGUUUUGGAUUGUUUCGUCAGAAUACAAAGACCUCCUCUUGGAGGGGAAAUGUAAAUGUUAAUAUUUAAACACUGAAACUACACAUUUGUCCUCAUUUUUUGAGGGAAAUGCACAUUUUGAUGGGAACCUUGCUACGGGGUUGUAUCUAUCAUCUGAACAUUUUUAAUUUGGGACUUGUACGAUACACACAAUGUAAAACCUGUGUCUUUGUGUUGUUGACUGUAUGAGUACACUGCAGACGCAUCAAUAAAUGUUGGCAUUCGGCUAAAGAAACAAGCUUUCCACAUG